Chenopodium quinoa (quinoa) is the source of this 3172-nucleotide messenger RNA. RefSeq lists its product as uncharacterized. The record is from RefSeq and is a predicted model, not a curated record. NCBI's taxonomy places the organism in Eukaryota, Viridiplantae, Streptophyta, Magnoliopsida, Caryophyllales, Amaranthaceae. The transcript has 3 exons. The coding region runs from base 579 to 2873 and encodes 764 amino acids.
UUGCAUCAUCAUCAUCAUCUAUAGAAAUAAUACUACAUUUGUUUCAAAUUAUUUGCAUCGAUUUGACAUAAAAUAUAAUUAAUUUUUUUUAAUUAUUAUAAAUAAUCUAAAACGAAGGUUGUAUCUUUUAUAUUUUCAAACAAAAUCAGAUAAUACAAGUGUACAACCGAAGCCUUAAAUUUGUGCAUUUAUCAUUGACUUCAUUGUCCUUUUACAAAAUCCAAAAAAAAAGUUAAAUAAAAAAAAGAAAAGAAAAAGGCAUUUUGAUAUAUUAAUGUCCUUUCCUUCCUCCAUUCCUCUGAUUCCUCUUCCUAGUUUGUUGGUUUCUUUAGAUUUCUUUCAUUUUCUCUCUCUUCUCUUAGUGAGAGAAAGUGGGUGGGUCCAGCAGAUCCAGUGCUACAAGUUUUCUUCCUCUUCAUCUUCUCAAUCCAAUGAAAAUCCUUCUUUUUUUCUUCAAAUUUUCUUCAUUUCUAAGAAACACCCACUUCAAAAUUUAACCUCUUCUCAAGAUUUUUGGUUGUUUUUGUUUGAAGGCUUAAGAAGAUUUUUGAUACUCUGUCUCAAUUUCAGGGCAAAUAAUGCAGUGCAAAAGCUACUUUCCUGUGUACAAUUCACAAUACGAUCUCAAUGUCGAUGCUAAUGGUGGUGCUACGCCCAUGAUUAUUGGCAAUGGGACCUUUCGAAGUGGGCAUUACCACGACUAUGUGCCACUUUCGCCGGUUCCACCACCAGGGCAGUCCGCUUAUAAGGAAAUGUUGCGUCGGACAAUGGUGCUACAUGAGGUUGCAUUUAAGGAUCAGGUUCAAGAAUUACAUAGGCUUUAUAGAAGACAGAAGGAAUUGAUGGAUGAAGUAACUAAUAAAGAAUUGUAUAUGAGCCAUUUACAAAUAGAAGUCCAAAGAUCAAGUUCAUCAUCGGCAAAGAUAUCAUCUAGAUGUGGUCAAAAUACUCUAAAUAGUGUUCCAUUAAUUAAUUCUCAGUAUACACCAUAUUCCACAGGUAGAGAUAACAAUCCGACAUCUCUCAGUUUUUUGAAUGAACCAAAACCACCUGUCAGUCCCGUAGCUUCACAAACUGGUGGCACUGUGAAUAGUCUGAACUUUGCGGAAUCCAAGUGCAAGAAAGUUAAAGGAAAGCUUUUAGACCUUGAGCUUCUGGCUGAGAUGUACAUCGACAGUGAUGAAGAGAGAUCUAUAGAAGAUGUGGAAUUCUCAAAGGCCCCUACUCCUACCACUCUGCCUUCAAAUAAAAGGUUCAAAGUAGGGGUUGAGACUUAUGCAAUGGCUUCCACAGCAAAGAGAUCAUUGGGUCCUGUUUUGCAAGGAGAGCUUCUUAGUCCUUGCUCAAUUACAGGGAGCAAAAUUACUUUGGCCGACUUAAAUGAACCUCUGGCGACAUCGUGUUUGGAAGAGAGUGGUGGGGACAAAAGAAUUAGCUCUUUCCUGGAAAUCUCGGAAAUUAAUCAUGAUCUGUCUGAUAUCGAGAAUACUAUAUCAGAUGGUAUUGCUGAUAAUGUGACAGGGAAACCUCUUGCUCAAUCUGACAAGGCUAAAUCUGAGGUGGGUUUUGCUACAUCUGGGAGAAAGCCUUCCUACAGUUUGGGGCAGAUUCCUCUUGUGGUUCAAGCACUUCCCUCUUUCGACAACCAACUAACCAGCAGUAAAGGUGCUAGAAACUGUGGCAGACGGAAAGGGCCCAUUAAUGAUAAGGUCGAUGCUAGUCUACUGUGUAGUCCAAAUUUUAGGGUAGCUAAGUCCUUAAGAAGCAGCUGUUCUGACGUCAAGUCCAAAGAAUCAGUGGUUUGCAUGUCAUCCAAAACUUCUGAUUUAAACUGCUUUGAUUUGAACUCUGUUGUGAUGGAAAAUUCAGAAUUUACACCAUCAGAUGAUACAUCAAAUAACGGAUCUUCCGCUGAAGCUGAAACUGUGAAAAAGAGCAAGAUAUGCAGAAUGAUUGAUAUCAACUUGCCAUGUGAUUUCAUGACCGAUGAAGAGCCAGUUAUUCAAGAUGAUAAAAUUGUACAUGAUCAUGAGAACUCAGGUCGGUUGAAAUUGAAUUUUUGUAUGAAUGAUGACAGUUUACAGCCAAAGUCACCCUCUUUGGACAAAACUCAGUUAGAAAUUGAUUUGGAGGCACCUAUUAGCCCAGAAGUAAAGGAGCGCUCACCACCUAGAGGAGACUCUGAAGAUAAUCAGUCAGAAGAGGGUAGUGACCUCUUUUUGGAACUUGCAAAGAUUGCAGCUGAUGCCAUUGUAUCCAUUUCUUCAUCUAGUUCUCAAUCUUACCAAGAGAAUUUGGGCUUGCGAAAAUGUGAAGCUUCUGACAGUGGAAAUCUAGAAUGGUUUGCUGGGUUAAUCAACUCCCUUUCCUCUGACCUAGAGAAUGAUUUCGACACAAUGAACUGCAAGGAUACUUGUAGUAUUGAUGAUUUUGAGGCAAUGACAUUGGAACUCCCUGAAUUGAAAUCGGAAGACUUUUUGUGUAAAAGCAAUGUCCAAAUCUCAAAUGAGACUUGCUUGACAGUGUUGCCUUGCCAAACAAGAAGGGGUCGAACAAGGAGGUCAAAGAGGAAGGACUUCCAAAGGGAAGUUCUGCCUUCACUUGCGUCUCUCUCAAGGUACGAGGUUACUGAGGAUAUUAUGAUGAUAGAAGGGCUUAUGGAAGCAGCGGGUACCCCUUGGAGUCUAAGUAAGACAAGGAGAGCUUGUAGGACGGGAAGAAAACCUCGGGCGGCGAAGCAGCCGACUUUUGAUGAAAAAGUUCAAGAAUUGAGUGCUCUUAUCAGCUGGGGUAAGGUCAACAGGCGGCCUAGAGGACGAAGAAGUCCUGCUAGUCCUACUACUAUAUCAAAAUGGCUCGGACAUGAUUUAUGAGAGGAUUUUUAUCACAGAAGUAUGCAGUUUCCGAUUCAAAAAUCAUGUAUUUACAUACUUAUUGAUUGAAUGGCCCUCUUUUUUAUUGUUAACUUAGGAUCAUCAUUUAGAGCAGGAUAUAGAGCUUUGAUAUUAUUUCCAUGUCUGAAAUAGAUGUGAUGCAUUGUCUAUUGUCACUUUUAACGCUGACUGUCGGAUUACGCCUAUUUGUGACGUAAAUUUGAGAAAGCUAGUGAAGAGAGGCUGUUCUGUAUAUUUUGAAAUUGGAAAAAUAGAUCAAAAUUUCUUUUGGUUUUUAA